CUUAUUAAAUAGAUAUUUUGGCUCGUAAUUGAAUGGAGAUCAAUGAAGACAGCGAAAGUAGCGAGGAUCUGGAUUACAAGCCUCCAGGAUCCUCGGGAGACGAAGGAUCUGACGGAGAUGACGUAGAUGUGGACAGUGACGAUGAUAAGUCAGAUUCAAAAGAAAAAGGAGGUGGCGAAGACUCCUCAGAGGAAGACAGUGACAAGGAUACCAAAAAAGAAAAGUCGACAGGAAAAAAAGCGAAGAUGGUGACGUUUUCUGAGAACAAAAAAGUGAAGAAGAAAGAUUCGAAGACUGAUGUUCGUCCCCCAAAACGGCCAAUGACAGGCUAUGCAUACUUCAUGCGCAGUGAGGGUCACAAUUUCAAGGGUAUGGAUAUCAAAGAGGUGUCUGCCCUUCUCUCCAGCAAAUGGAAAGCCAUGGGAGAAGAGGAGCGAAGGCCAUUCAUUAUCAAGCACGAAGAGGACCGAAAGCGUUACAGUCUGGAGAUGGAGACGUUUUCAAAGAGUCAAGACGGCAAAAUGUACCAAAAUAUGAAAGCCGCCAAGCAGAAGAAAAACAAAAAUGCACAGAAAUCCCGCAGUGGAAAGAAGUCUUCUGCUGAUGCAGUUGGAGGCUCUAUUCAAACCAAUGGAGAUGCCGUUGCUUCAACUCAAAAUGUGGAGUCAUCUGCACCUUUAGAUCCUCUUCAAAUUCCGAUAUUCACUGAACAAUUUAUAGAGUUUAAUAGAAAGCGAGACCACCAGUUGAGACAGCUGCGGAAAGCAGCGUCAGAAGUGGAGAGUGAGAACAACCAGAUCCUGUCGCACAUGAGAGCCCUGAAUGCGAUGAUAGGAAGGAACGAGCAGGACGCAGUGAGACUCAUGGCUCACAACGAGGCACUAACAGAUCAACUGGAGAUGAUCAAGAGGUCUGCGAUUGAGAGGGUGAAGGCGACCUCAAGUUACGCACAAAAUGAAACGCUGACGAAUUUUGUGGAAGAAAGCAGCCAUUCUUUGGAAGCUGGUGAAUUUCUCUCUGAAUUGAGCAGUUUCCUCUCGUCCGAAAAAGUGGGUCUCUCCGAAAAGAUUGCACUCAAAGCAGCUUUAAAGAAAGUCGAGUAUCCAAAAGAUCCAGAGCUAAGCUGAUAUCUAUGUUGAAGUUGCGUUGAAAAUUGCAUACGCUAAGCAUAACAGAGAGGCCGCCCAGUUUGGAACGGUUGCAGAUUUAGCGAGGUCUGCUUUCUGAAGGCCAUACGAUGCACUGGAACCAAAACAGAGUAAACUUAAAACUUAUUUAUCCUCUUGAAUAUAAUAGAAUAUUGUUAUGUUAAUAAGUAGAGUCCCUUUCUUGAGUCCUUAUACAUAAAUUCAACUUAAGUUAAAAUAAUCGUUGGUUUAUAGUUACGGAAGUAUCAGACGUUGUUCAAGUCAAAAGAUUUAGCAAA
Messenger RNA from Symsagittifera roscoffensis, 1426 nucleotides. RefSeq names its product high mobility group protein 20A-like. Lineage: Eukaryota; Metazoa; Xenacoelomorpha; Acoela; Convolutidae. The transcript is spliced from 8 exons. The record is from RefSeq and is a predicted model, not a curated record. The coding region runs from base 33 to 1127 and encodes 364 amino acids. Gene Ontology annotation, cellular component: nucleus. Gene Ontology annotation, biological process: regulation of gene expression.